This is a messenger RNA of Capsicum annuum, 3972 nucleotides long. Its product is annotated as calcium-dependent protein kinase 24. Gene Ontology annotation, cellular component: cytoplasm; nucleus. The record is from RefSeq and is a predicted model, not a curated record. Gene Ontology annotation, biological process: protein autophosphorylation; intracellular signal transduction; peptidyl-serine phosphorylation. The transcript is spliced from 8 exons. Lineage: Eukaryota; Viridiplantae; Streptophyta; Magnoliopsida; Solanales; Solanaceae. Bases 1 to 723 code for a protein of 240 amino acids. Gene Ontology annotation, molecular function: ATP binding; calcium-dependent protein serine/threonine kinase activity; calmodulin binding.
AUGACUAAUGAAGGUGAAACGCAUAGUGGCAUAUAUUGGCAUAACGAAAAUGUAGUCCCUCGUAAAGGUUACCAAGUGAUUGAUAAUCCACUAUGGUAUGAUGAAACACUUUUCAAAGAUGAAAUUCUCUUCCUGGAAGAUGGUAGUACAUCUAUUGGAAUGGAUGGUAUUCAAAACAAAGAAAAGCAAGCCCCAACCGAACAAAGAUACAAUCACAAAGACAGAAACUAUUUUGUUACCAAAACUAUUCUUGAUGUUGCUCAGGUAUGCCACAAGCAUGGAGUAAUUCAUCAAGACCUCAAACUUGAGAACUUUUUAUACGCCAAUGCAACUGAAAAUGCUCAACUAAAGGCCAUUGGUUUUUGUCUUUCUAUUUUCUUUGAACCUGGUCAGAGAUUUGGUGAAAUAGUAGGAAGUCCAUAUAACAUGGCUCCGGAAGUUCUUAGAAGAAAUUAUGGACAAGAAAUUGAUGUUUGGGGUGCUGGCGUUAAACUUUUACAUUUGUUAUGUGGUGUUCCCCCUUUUUUGGGAAGCACAGAAACUGAAGAAGGGAUAGCACACGCAAUAGUGAAGGGAACAAUAGAUUUUAACAGAUAUCCAUGGGCAAGAGUAUCUGAUGAAGCUAAGGACCUUGUCGAAGGAAUGCUUGAUGCUAAUCCUCAUAACAGAUUUACUGUUGAAGAAGUCCUUGGUGGUCCAUUCCCUUGCAUCGAUGCUGGAUAAGACAUUAAGACCUAAGCUCCUCACUCUCCUUCCAUGCAUUUUCAGAUAUGUUUGUCAUUUGCAUAUUGCUUUAUCUGCACGUGGAUGUAUUACAACUAUGGCCAAGUCAAUGACAUUGAAUGUGAUUGGCUCACUUAUUGAGAAUGUGGUGCCUAUGUGAGGUGACAUUACAUCUAUACAUUAUAAACAAGGAGCUGGCAUACUUGUCAGCUUGCUUGUCCAAGGACUUGGUAUCGAGCUGGUUCCAUAUGCUUCCCUCUUAGUAGUUCCCCUUCUGAGAUGUAUGAGUGAUUCAGAUCAUUCAGUCAGACAGAGUAUGACACAUAGUUUUGCAACCCUCAUGCCUCUACUUCCAUUAGCAGGUGGUGUUCCUCCUUCUUUUGAUCUUAGUGAACACCAAUCAAGAAGAUGUUAAAUUUUUGGACCAACUAAUUGACAACUCUCAUAUUGACGAUUACAAAUUCUCAACACACCACCAUAAGCACAGUUGACUGUCAUGUUUCUAAGUAAUCUGGACCUCUUGUAUUCAGCAGGUCUCAAGUGAGGAAUCUACAAAUAGAGCAGAAAUUGUAAAAUUAGACGGAGAUGAUCAAGCGAUAUCAACUGAGUGUUUAUUAUCAUAUUCUUGUUCAUUUUUGUCAGUAGCUUCAGUUAGAUUUUCCUCUACAACAGGAACUGGUUCUGAAUCUUCUUCCUUGGGUUCUGCUUUCGGGACUUAUGCCUCUUUAGGUUUUUGCUGUUCUUUAGCCUCUAAAUAAACUUGCUUCUUUUUUUUUCAACAGCCUCAAAUGUUUCCACAAUGUCAACUGUUGUUGUCUGCUGCUAAGUCUUUUCCUCAGCAGGCUCUAUUUUGGAUUCUUUGUCUAAAGUUUCAACAUUUCCAUCCUCUGGUUGAACCUCUGGUUCAAAUUUGGUUAUAUCAGCAACUUGAUCAAGAAUACUUUGAGCUUCUGGUUCAGGGGUAUGUUCCUUGGCUAAAACAACAACAGCAGCAACAUACCCAGUUUAUUCCCACAUAGUUGGAGUCUGGGAAGGGUAGAGUGUACGCAGACCAUACUACUACCUCAGGUGAAGUAGAGAGGCUGUUUCCGAUAGACGUCCGGCUUAGAACCGGUAAUAGUAUGGUAGGUUCCUUGGCUAAUUUUUGAAUAUCUUUUCUAGUGACAUCCAAUUUAGGUGUUUCAUAUUGUUUCUUAACUUUUUCGACAGUAGGAGGCUAAGUUUUCUUGUCUGCUGUAUUUUCUUUUGAUUCUACUGGAGUAGCAAGUAUGCUUUCCUCAGCUUGUGGCUUCUCUUCAUCGUGAGUUGUGGCUGGUGACGGAGCUGGUGGUUCAUCAACCUGUUUUACCUCUUCAGUUUUUGGGGUCAAUGCUUCAUCAGCAACUGGCUUCUCUUCCUCGAUGCUUUUCUUUACCUCUUAUAUUAUAGUUGCUGGAGGUUCCUCAAUCAUCGGCAUCUCUUCUUUAUCAACUUUCUUUACUUCUUCCACUAUUGUUGGAGCUGGUUCAUCAGCUUUAGGCUUCACUUCCUCAUCAGCUUUCUGUACUUCUUCUACUCUACAAUUGCUAUCUAUUCAUGUAGCGCUUAGGGAGUAUGACUAUAUGGCUCUAGUACAAUUGAAUUCCAAACACAAAAUACCUCUAUAACUGCUUUAUUCAUGCAUAAGAUAGUAUUUUUGCAGACCAACAAUUCAUUCUGUCCAAUAUCUUCUCAACUAGAGGCAAGCACAGAUUAAUAGAUAUCUUCCUAGAUAAUAAGGGUACUCACAAGUAUUUUAAUGGUAAACUCCCUUUUACAUAUCCCAAAUACUUCAAGAUUUACUAUUUGACAGAAUUCUUAACCCCAGAUAUGUAUAUUUGUUGGCUUAUAGACUAAUGCCCAAGAGAACAUAUGAAAAGUAGAUUGAAACAUGCCAAUAGAGACUAGAUCAGCUUUGCAAAAGAUUAGGAGGUCUCUUACAAAAACAUAUAUGCGUAACACCAAGUUUCUUGCACUUGGGAUGAUACUUAAAAUGUGGAUUAGUAGCCAACAUCCUCAGCUCUCUUUCCAGGUACUCCAUAGAAAUAACAAAGAGGUAGGGUGAUAAAUGGUUACCUUGUCUAAUUCCUCUCUACCCAUGAAAAGGCUUUGUCAACGCUCCAUUUAGCACCAAGAAUAUAAGACUGAGGUAACACAUGGUCACAUGCCAUGGUCCAUUGUAUGAAUUUGUGAGGGAAACCAAUUCUACCAGCUAGUGUUCAUGUGGAUUGGGGGAGGUGAAUCUUUUAUUAGGCAUAAACUUGGAGGUACCACGAUGAGUUAAAGAGUUUGGAGGUGAAUCUUCUUGCUUCCGUGCAUUCUCCUGAAAUCUAGCUUCCGCCUCCUCCCACACACACCCAUAUAUAUGAGCAUAUACACGUAUUAAAUUUAUUAGUCUGAACAUUUUGCAGAAACUAUUUUCCAUUUUGGAUCAGUUAGUCACCUGUGGUUGACCUUCUCAUGAUAGUUUGUGGAAGUUGAUUUAAAUUUAUUGAGAUAGUGUUGAUAAAUUCGCUUCUAGUGGAUGGGAUACUUGAUGAUAUUUUUCCUUUUGAUUGAUGUAUAUAAGCAGGGUUGCACUCUUGGCAUUUCAUCUAGCACUAAUAACUAAUCCGCAAGAGGCAUAUGUCUUCUUGACCUUUGCUUCUUUGUUGUACCAUGGAAAUUUGAAGGAAGGUGUUAAAUUCUCUAGAAGACACUCUGAUGCUGCAUCUAUUUAUGCACCUGAAAUUUCAAAUUCUCAGGACUCCAUAUCAGAUGAUGAGCUUGUGGAAAGAGUUACAGAGCUGGCAGUGCUAUUGCAAAAUUCUCUAGAUAUUUUGACUGAUAAAGAGAACCUCAAGGAAGCAAUGUCAAGGUUCCCAGGUUCCCAUGUUCUGGUUUGAUAUGCCAUUAGACUUUUCGGACUUAUCUUUCACCUGGUGCGAGUAAUGCCCAGGCUGUAAGAAAAAAUUCUUUCAAAUUCUUCCGGCCCAGCUCAUGCUUCUGUUUAUGAAAAGGAUUAAUGCGGGGGAUCAAAUUUGAUUGGUGGGCGCCACAACUCAACUGGAUCUAGAUUGAAGUGAAUGAUUAAGAAUUUUUGAAAUAUUUUGAUAUACGAUUAUAUACAUUUCGUUUUGUGUGGAACUUGGUACAAUUUUUUAUUAUGUUGUUUUCUAAUUCGUAUGUAAAAGACAUGUUUUUUUAAAAUCAAAUCUAUGCACUUCAAUUAUUUAUUAGCAAAUUGGUGCA